AUGUAUUUUAUUUUACUUGGGAUCAAUGGUCGAUUCUACGGUAAAGUAGCUGAAAAGUCAUAUCAAAUACAAGCACAACAACAACAACAGCAACAGAAACGAUCAGCUCCCACCAAUACUAUUUCGAGCUUAGCUUCCACUAUUUUAACCAUUAUUUUAUAUAUUAAUUGUGGUCUAUUUGCUAAUCUUAUUUCUAAUGUACCCAUUAUGGGUCGCUUUUUAUCUUUUUGGAUGAAUUGUAUUAUUAUGUCUUAUUAUUCAUUUGAAUAUCAAUGGGUAUAUAAGGGCUGGAAUAUUGAAAAGCGUUUAGCAUAUAUGGAGGCUCAUUGGGCUUAUUUCUUAGGUUUUGGGUUUCCUGCUACAGUGAUUACAUUUUUCCUUUCUUUUCUUCGUUCUGGCGCCGUUUUUGCUCUUAUUUACCCUUUCUUUAUCAUUAUGGCUAUGUUAUCUGUCCCAAAAGGUACAAAUCCUUAUAACCAAACAAUGCCUUCUGGAGAAAACGCACGCAAUAAGAUUAGUUUACCCAACAAAAUUCCCAUCUUUUACCCUGUUCGUAAAUUAAAUGAUGCAACAAUUUUAUUUAUUCGUCUAAUUGGUGGUGUUCAUGCUGACUCUAUUAUUACAGAAAAAAAGAAUGAAAGUAAAAAACAAGAAUAA
Cokeromyces recurvatus is the source of this 657-nucleotide messenger RNA. RefSeq names its product etoposide-induced protein 2.4-domain-containing protein. Gene Ontology annotation, cellular component: endoplasmic reticulum. Lineage: Eukaryota; Fungi; Mucoromycota; Mucoromycetes; Mucorales; Mucoraceae. The record is from RefSeq and is a predicted model, not a curated record. The coding region runs from base 1 to 657 and encodes 218 amino acids. The transcript is spliced from 4 exons. Gene Ontology annotation, biological process: macroautophagy.